Molecule: messenger RNA, 1983 nt
Organism: Panicum virgatum (switchgrass)
Lineage: Eukaryota; Viridiplantae; Streptophyta; Magnoliopsida; Poales; Poaceae
Product: MADS-box transcription factor 26-like
Exons: 8
Coding region: 1347-1955 (202 amino acids)
Biological process (GO): positive regulation of transcription by RNA polymerase II
Cellular component (GO): nucleus
Molecular function (GO): DNA-binding transcription factor activity, RNA polymerase II-specific; RNA polymerase II cis-regulatory region sequence-specific DNA binding; protein dimerization activity
Source: RefSeq, a predicted model, not a curated record
AAAUUGCUUGGUACAAUGAAACAUAUCUAUUUCUGAACUUUAAUACCUUCUGUUUAUCUAUUUUCAAGAAUACGCUGGAGAGCUAUGUAUCCUUGCAUGUAGAAGGAUAAUUCUCGAAAAGCUACAACACAAGCUGACUGAAGGCACUCGCUAGGAACCAGUACAGGGGUUGCAUUGGUGAGCCUCUAGAAUGUGAUUGAUAACCUGGAUUUCCACAAUACUUGAAGAUGACUGGAUGGGAAUCUGGACCUAAAGCUAUUGCAAAGGGGUGGUCCUGGUAAACUGCAACCGUGAUCCAUAAUGCAUAAUUUAGCUUUAUUUGUUGCUAAUUUGUUGAAAUAAGAUUCAGUUUUGCAUGCACAAUUCGAGUGAUUGCAUGUAGUUGCAUACUAGUAGUUGCCUACUGCAAGUUCCUUUUUUUUUCUGUGAAACUGAGGGAUGUCUCUCCCUUUCUAAUUCUACUUUUUUUCUGUGAAACUGAGGGACGUCUCUCCCUUUCUAAUUCUAGAAAAAAGAACAAAGAACCUGUAGAUUUAAAGAUUUUAGUCUGACCAUUCAAAAUAAAACAUAUUCUUAACAGCAUGAAGUAUAAUUCUUUUGCUUGACAUAUAUUCCUCGCUAAUUUUUGGACUAAUGAUUAUGAACAGGUUGACUAUAUAGCUCUAGGGUUCAGUAGUAAUACCAAAUAUGAAUUGUAUUUGUUAGAGAAGAAUUUUAUAGCUUGUGAACCGGUUAGCAUUAACCUAUGCCUUUUCUGAAUGAAUAUUGCUUUAGCUACUUACUGUACUGUAACUCCUAAAGAAGCAGGGAGUCAGCAGGGAAAAGUUGUAACUUGAUCUAUAAAAUUUGAAGUAGUCUGCACGGUAAUUUUUGCUUCGUCCCUACAAGAAGGGUUCAUUUGUGAGUGUCAAAGCAAUAUUCUGAUUUAAAUUCUUAGUGGAAGAUGUCUGUUAUCUUUGUUUUUUUCCAAAAAGAUUUUUUUAAUGAAAGAGUAAUAGCAAGUUGAGCUCUAGAACCGUAUUCAAGAAAACCUCAGCUCUAGAACAAGAUCCAGCACUGUGCAGGAAACAUUAUAACAUCAACAUCCAGUGUGUAUGACUGAUACAUGGGAAACAGUUCAUGUCCUGUAUGCAGCCUUUUGUAAUGUCGAAAGAUUGGCCUAAAAAUUAUUCCCUGUCCUCAGGAGCUCCCUAUAAAUUGCUUGCUUCCAUGGUGGAUCCAAGUCGCCAUUGAUCUAAAGUGCAUGUGGAAUAUCAAAUAGUUAGCUGCAACAACCUCAGAAGCUAGUCUAAACUAGUGGGAGGUUGUGUGCACAAAACACGAAAAAACACUUGAUCCGAGUAACGAUGGCUCGAGGUAAGGUUCAGAUUAGGAGGAUAGAGAACCCGGCGCAUAGACAGGUAACCUUCUCCAAGCGGCGGAUGGGCCUGCUCAAGAAGGCCAAUGAGUUAUCUGUUCUCUGUGAUGCUGAUAUUGGUGUUAUUGUGUUCUCACCUCAUGGCAUGAUGUAUGAGCUCGCCACCAAUGGGAACAUGCAAGUCUUGGUUGAGAGGUACAAGACUGCCUUUGGAGAAACGCAAGGUGCAAGUAGAAGAAAGAAGAAACCUCAGGCAAUACCUCAAGAAGUACUAGCACUGACACGUGAAAUUGAAUUACUUCAAAAGGGCUUAAGGUACAAAUAUGGUGAGAGUGAUAUAAACCACAUGAGUCUUGGUGAGCUCCACUCCCUCGAAAGUAACCUUGAAAUAUGGGUACAAAACAUUCGUUCCCAAAAGAUGCAGAUCAUGUCUAUGGAGAUUGAGAUGCUCAGGAACAAGGAAGACAUAUUGCAGGCUACCAAUGAUAUAUUCCAAGAGAAGAUAUCUGAGCAGAACGGGAUUCUGAACGCCAGUGGAUCAGUGAUGGUACCACAAGUGCCAUUUCAGCUGAACAGGGGAAGUAACUACUAUUUGUAAGCCUAGAUAUCCGUGAUGUCAAGUUUCC